Molecule: messenger RNA, 2792 nt
Organism: Emys orbicularis (European pond turtle)
Lineage: Eukaryota; Metazoa; Chordata; Testudines; Emydidae
Gene: ZMIZ2
Product: zinc finger MIZ-type containing 2
Exons: 18
Coding region: 1-2784 (927 amino acids)
Biological process (GO): regulation of transcription by RNA polymerase II; protein sumoylation
Cellular component (GO): chromatin
Molecular function (GO): zinc ion binding; SUMO ligase activity
Source: RefSeq, a predicted model, not a curated record
AUGAACUCCAUGAACCCAAUGAAACCAUCCCUCCCGCCCACGCCGCAUGGUGAUGGUUCAUUUGCAUACGAGUCAGUUCCUUGGCAACAGAGCACCAAUCAGCCUGCAGGAUCUCUCUCCGUGGUAACCACCGUGUGGGGCGUCAGCAACAACACGUCCCAGAGCCAGGUUUUUGGAAACCCCAUGGGCCCUGGGGGAAACGCCUCUGGAAACCCCAUGAUGCCCGGCAUGGCUGGCAGCGGCUCUGGAAUGAACUCGCCUCAGUUUAUGGGACAGCAGCCUUUCCCGGAGGGGGCCACCGGCAAGGGCUACGUGCAGCAGGGGAUGUACGGCCGUAGCACAUACCCCGGGGGGCCGGGCUUCACCACUAGUUAUGCAGGCAGCCCCAAUGGCCCCGGCGGCAUGGGCCUCCCUUCGCACACGGGCCGGCCCCCAGCCGACUUCACCCAGGCGGCUGCUGCAGCCGCUGUGGCCGCAGCAGCUGCCACAGCCACGGCCACGGCCACGGCCACAGUGGCCGCCCUGCAGGAGAAACAGAGUCAGGAGCUGAGCCAGUACGGAGCGAUGGGGGCCGGGCAGCCAUUUAACAGCCAGUUCCUGCCUCACUCGGGCCCCCGUGGACCCACUGUGCCAGCUGGGAUGAACCCUGCCAGCAUGGGGGGUGUGAUGGGCCCUUCAGCAAUGUCUCCCAUGAGCAUGAACCCCGCCAGGGCCCCUGGCAUGACCCCCUUGUAUGGAGGACAGAGGCUGCCCCAGCAUGGGUACCCCGGGCCCCCACAGAGCCAGCAGAUCCCCCGGCAGGGGGUCAAGAGGGCGUAUUCCAGUGACGGUUACCCUGGGCAGCAGUACAUUCAGGGGGCCCAGUACCCCACCCAAGCUGCCCAGUAUGCCCCCAGCGCACCCCAGCCAUCUGCCCCAUCCCCUUCAUAUCCUGGCCACAGGAUGCCCAUGCAGCAAGGAAUGGGCCAGUACCUCUCCGCCUCUGGCUCCACCGGACCAUACUACAAGCCAACUGACCAGUUCAAUGGGCAGAAUGCCAGCUUCACCAGCUACAGCCAGGCCUCCAUGAACGGGCCUGGCCGGUCUAUGCCUGGCUACCCCAGCUCCCCGCUGCCCGGGAACCCCACACCGCCCAUGACGCCCGGAAGCACCAUCCCGCCAUACAUGUCCCCAGGGCAGGACGUCAAGUCUCCCUUCCUGACAGACAUCAAGCCCAGCAUCAGCUCCCUGCACCCGUCGCCUUCGGGCAACCCGUGCGAGGAGCUGCGCCUGACCUUCCCUGUGCGGGACGGGGUGGUCCUGGAGCCCUUCCGCCUCCAGCACAACCUGGCCGUCAGCAACCACGUCUUCCAGCUCCGUGACUCUGUCUACAAGACGCUGAUGCUGAGGCCUGACCUGGAGCUCCAGUUCAAAUGCUACCACCACGAGGACCGACAGAUGAACACUAACUGGCCGGCCUCAGUCCAGGUCAGCGUCAAUGCCACACCCCUGACUAUCGAGCGGGGAGACAACAAGACUUCUCACAAGCCCCUCUACCUGAAGCAGGUGUGCCAGCCUGGGAGGAACACCAUCCAGAUAACCGUCACCGCCUGCUGCUGUUCUCACCUCUUUGUCCUGCAACUGGUGCACCGGCCCUCCGUUCGGUCAGUGCUGCAAGGGUUAAUAAAGAAGCGCCUGCUACCAGCCGAGCACUGCAUCACCAAAAUAAAGCGAAACUUCAGCAGCGGGACAAUCCCAGGGACUCCGGGUCCCAAUGGGGAGGACGGCGUGGAGCAGACAGCUAUCAAGGUGUCGCUGAAGUGUCCCAUCACCUUCCGGAGAAUCCAGCUCCCUGCCCGAGGGCAUGACUGCAGGCACAUACAGUGCUUCGACUUGGAGUCCUACCUGCAGCUGAACUGCGAGAGGGGAACGUGGCGGUGUCCUGUUUGCAAUAAAACAGCCCUGCUGGAAGGACUAGAGGUGGAUCAGUACAUGCUGGGGAUCCUGAUCUACAUUCAGAACUCCGACUAUGAGGAGAUCACCAUUGACCCCACGUGCAGCUGGAAGCCAGUACCCAUCAAACCCGACAUUCACAUCAAGGAGGAGCAGGACGGCCCUGUGCUGAAGCGCUGCCGGACCAUGAGCCCCACUCACAUGGUGAUGCCCAAUGUCAUGGAGAUGAUCGCCGCCCUGGGCCCCGGCUCCUCACCAUUCACGCCCCUGCAGCCCCCGCCCACCAGCGGCAGUGCCAGCGACUACAGCAGCCAGAGUUCCAGCUUCUCCGGCCCCGGCAGUUUCCCGGACUCAUUCCCUCCCACAAACCCCGGCACCCCGACGUUAAACGAAUUCACUCCAGGGCCUCCCCCCAUCUCCUACCAAUCGGACAUUCCCAGCAGCCUCCUGACCCCCGAAAAGCCACCGGCUCCCUCCAUCACCGGACAGAUGCCUCCAUCUGGCAGGAUGGAUCCAUCCCACAAUCCUGUGCAGCAGGGGCUUCAUAACCCCAACCUCAGUGGCCAGUCGGGACAGCAGCUCCAUCAUCGGAACCCUCCCCCCCCACAGUCCCGGCAGCCCAUUGGGCAGGCGGGAUCCGGGGGUCCAGCACACGCAGGGGAUCUUGCCUUUAACCCUGGGCCUGGGAUGGUGGGGCAGCCGGGCAUGCCGGGAGCUGGGGAAGGGCCAGAGCCUUCCCUCGAUCUUCUUCCCGAACUGACAAACCCCGACGAGCUGCUCUCCUACCUGGGCCCACCAGAUCUCCCCAACAACAGCAACGACGACCUGCUCUCCCUGUUUGAGAACAACUGAAGCCAUCC